AUGGCUGAGGAAACAAGCUGUAAAAAGCCCGCGUGGCUAACUGAGGAAUACGUAGAGAAAAAACUAAGAAUCUACUUCAACAACGACAGCCUCAACCUUGUGAAACUGGAGGUAAAGCCGGCGACAGCAAAUGGAGAAAACUACGCCAGUGUGAUGAACCGUAUCAAUGUGGAGUACAUCACAAAGGACUCAAAGGAUAAGAAGCCGGCAACGUUUCUGCUGAAAACGACCUUCGCCGAUAAGGAUCCCGCAGCUCAUUUGCUUAUCAACUACGGAAUCUACACAAGAGAAAUAGAUAUGUACGAACAGAUCCUGCCACAAUUGGCGGAUAUUGUGCGGAAGGAGAUCCAGGAUACCCGGAAAUUAUUUGCUGCUACUGUGAACGUGGAUCGUGAACGGGACUCAAUUCUUUUUGAGGAUUUGUCGCUGGAAAAUUACAAAGUGGCCUGUAGGCUAAAGAAACUGGAUCUGGAGCAUACUCAUUUAGUGCUGGGAAAACUGGCAGAUUUUCAUGCAGCCGGAGCAGCUUUAGCAGAGCGGAAGCCUGGAAUCUUUGAUAAAAACUACGAUCGUGGAUUUUUUAACAAACAUGUUCGCGGCUACGAACCAAUCAUGAAAAAUAUUUUGAAGUCCUUAUACCGUACCUUGGAAUUAAAUCAGGAUCUAAAAGAGCGAUACCAAAAGAAGAUCAGUCAUCUUAUCGAAAAUAUAAUGGACUAUGGUGAGCGGUCGACGUCAGUUAAUCCCGGCGAUUUUGUGACCCUGGCUCAUGGAGAUAUUUGGACCACAAAUGUGAUGUUUAAGUACGAUGACGAAGGUCAUCCCAUAAACGCCAUUUUCAUAGACUUCCAGUUUAGUGUUUGGAACUCUCCAGCCAUCGAUUUGCACUAUUUCUUCUCGACUUCAAUACACGAAAACCUUAGACUGGAGCAUCAGACGGAACUGGUCCAAUUUUACUACUACAAGCUUGUGGAGGCUCUGAAAAAGGUGAAACAUUUGGGCAAGGUGCCUAGUUUGUUUGAUUUCCAACAACAAUUUCGAGCCAAGGCUUUUUAUGCUGUGUUUUCAUCACUGAUAUUCGAGCCUACUAUGGUUUACAAUGGCAAGGAAGAGCCGUCAAUUGAAAGUUUUUUGUCCGACGAUGAGGAAGGAUUACGGAUAAGGGACGCAGUAAUCCAGACAGAAGAAAGCCAAAAGAAAUUACACCGGAUAUUACCGUUCCUCGAUCAAUUUGGACUGCUAGACGAAAUGUGAAAAUAUGCAAUAACAAGAAAAGAAGCUAGCUUCGGCAAGCCGAAGCUUAUAUACCCUUGCAGUCAUCAAAUACAUAAAGGCCAAAGAACAUCGAA
Molecule: messenger RNA, 1349 nt
Organism: Drosophila ficusphila
Lineage: Eukaryota; Metazoa; Arthropoda; Insecta; Diptera; Drosophilidae
Exons: 2
Coding region: 1-1254 (417 amino acids)
Source: RefSeq, a predicted model, not a curated record